AUAAAAUGAACAACUAAUAUUCUUGCCCCCUUUAUAACGGUAUUUUAUCUUCAUGGUUGGUUGAAAAUAUACCAUCUUCAACCUAGCCUGUAUGCAGCAUGUGCAUUAUUUUCACUAGCUGAUUCGGGAUGUUUUAUUCAAACCGCUGUUAGUAUGGCAGUUCGCCACACUAAUAUUACUCAAUGAUUAAUCUAUGCAUAGUUUCUAUAUGUUUGCAUAGUGGCCGAUGUGAAGUCAUUUUCCCCUCCGUCGUAACUCCGAAAGUAAAGUGCUGAAGGUUGUAAAACUUGUUGAAGUAAACGUGAAGUGUUCACUAUUGCGUAAUAAACUCAGGAAGCAAUGUAAUGAUUUGCCCGCAUUGAGCUAUUUAGCCUACAGUCGUUUGUUUAGUGUUAAGUCAUGCAAGUGUCAGAACGAGGAACAACCAUGGAGCAACUGAAUGAAAUGCAGCUGAAGACUGUUGAGACCCAACUGAAAGAGCUAUUUCCUCAGUCGCAGCAGGUGGGUAUUAAGGUUUAUGGUUACAUUUUCCAGAUGAACAGAGUUAUGGCUGACCCGAUUCAGGUUUUUGUGGACCGCUGGCCAGAAUUCAAUGUCAUUCUCUGCAAACCACCAUAUGAGAAGGAGGGGGACCUAUUUAAAGACACAUGUGUUUUUACUAAAGACGAAGCUUCUUUUAGGAAUAUCCUUGGAGAGAACAACAUAAUUGACUGGACAAAGUUCCUCUGUUUAGGCACCAGUCUUUGCUAUGAGGAGAUGGUGAUGGCGGUGGCUUCUGAGAGAAAGGUGCCCGUGAAUAAAGUGUCUGUGUGUCACAUGAUGAUGCUCCAGGAUCCAUCCCGCCUUCCACCUGUAGAAAGUGCAAUUGAAUCAAUGAUAUCCUCACUGGACGAAUCCCAUACUGAUCUAGUCAACAAAACCUGGAAGUUCGGGAACACGGAGAACAGUUUCCAGAUGAUCCGGAACAUGAUCCGGCACUACCCGUCUUGCUGUGUGCUGGAUGCAGAGAGCCAGCAGCCCAUAGCCUGGGUUCUGAUCUAUCCCUCCUGUGCCAUGGGUAUGUUGUACACCCUGCAGGAGCACAGAGUACAGGGCCUGGCCAAAGCCCUGGUCAGCAGCAUGUCCAGGAGACUCUAUUCUCAGGGCUUCCCAGUGUACUGCUUCGUUGAGGAGGAGAAUAUACUGUCCUACAACCUCUACACCAACCUGGGCUUUACUGAGGACCCUCAAUACAGGGCUGCAUGGUUUGACUUUAACAGUUUGUGAUUAAGGUCGUGCAUAGAGAUCAAUGUUGACAUUGAAAGCUAUGCUAUUAUCUCCAAAAAAAGAAGACAGUGUGUGAAGAGAUCAUAUCAUUGCAGGAUGGACUUUGAGCAAACAUUACUUUGAACAGUUAUUAAAUGUAUCUUAUCUAUGCACACGAUUCAAAUACCUUUUAGACUGGCAACGAUUCCAUUAUUUUACAUUAAGCGACAAUCUUAUCCAGAGUGCUUACAUUUUUUUAUAUUUCCUUACUGGUCCCCUGUGGGAGUCAAACCCACAACUCUGUCGUUGGAAGCGCCAUGCUCUACCAACUGAGCCACACUGCACCCAUGAUGUUUGUUUCUCCAGGCUUAUUUUCAGUGUGGUGUAAUUAGAAUGCUGCAUCGUAAAAUAUGCUAAUUGUAUUUUGAGCAAAAACACUUUAUCCAUGUUGUUUAGAUUUCUGAUACAAAAUGUUAAUUUGAACACUUGUUGCAGGAAUUAAAUUCCUCUGUUUUAAUACCCAAUUAAAAUCAAACACUCUGUCAAUUCAUAAGAAUUUGUAUGACCCUUAUUUGUAUAAAAUGGACAGAGCCCAGUCUUAAAGUCAACCAGCAGAGUUUAUUCACGAGAGUACUCCCCAUUACACAUUUUAACACAGGGUAUAAACUGAAAAUGACGUCAUUAGUUUUAGUACCAGCCCGUGUCAUCUCCUCGCUCUAGUACAAUGGCUGUAUGGUUCUCACAUGUCUCUCUCUAUUAAGAUAAUAUAUGACCGAGCCAAGGUCAGCUUGUAGCCAGUCUGGCUAUAAGUUCAUUCAUUUCUACCAUGGUACAGACA
This is a messenger RNA of Oncorhynchus mykiss (rainbow trout), 2083 nucleotides long. The record is from RefSeq and is a predicted model, not a curated record. NCBI's taxonomy places the organism in Eukaryota, Metazoa, Chordata, Actinopteri, Salmoniformes, Salmonidae.